AUGCCUAUUGGAGGCAGAGAGCCAAACAGCACUGGCUUAAGGAGGCGGAUGCUAAUACGAAAUUUUUUCACAGAGUCUUGUGAUUUUCCGCCCGGGUUGACUGAAACCGAUAUUGUUUUGAUCCCUAAGAAGAACACCCCUGAGCUUGUAACUGACUUGCGCCCUAUAGCUCUCAGUAAUGUGGUCUAUAGAGUUAUGGCAAAGAUGUUGGCUAAUAGAAUGAAGCCAUUGAUGGAAGGAAUAAUAUCUGAGUCACAAAGUGCUUUUAUCCCAGAUAGACUGAUAACGGAUAAUAUAUUAUUAGCUGCGGAAGUGGGCCAUUUCCUGAAUAGAAAGCAGUGUGGGGUGGGGGGAUGGAGUGCUCUCAAACUGGACAUGGCAAAGGCAUAUGAUCGGGUGGAAUGGUCUUUCCUCCCCAAUGUGGAGGAAGCAGGUGAGAUUAAAAGAUGCCUAUCUGUAUACGAGGAUUUGUCUGGCCAGGCAGUUAACUAUCAUAAGUCGAGUAUAUGUUACAGUAAGAAUACAAGUAAUGUUGAUAGGGAAAAUGUGGCUCAGAUUUUGGGAGUGACACAGGCUCCGAAUUUUGGCAAGUAUUUGGGACUCCCCUCUUUUGUUGGAAGACACAAAAGGGCAGUUUUUGCGUAUGUUGAGGAUAAAAUCCGUCAAAGGAUUGGGUCAUGGAAUAAAAAACUGCUCACGCAGGCGGGUAAGGAAAUUCUUUUGAAAACUGUAGCACAAUCUAUGCCUACGUUUUCAAUGAGUGUUUUUUUGCUACCUAUAUCUGUGUGUACGGCGAUAGAGAGAAUUAUGAAUCGGUAUUGGUGGGACUCUGGAACUGACAGGCGAAUACAUUGGAAGGCAUGGGACAAGUUGUGUAUCCCUAAGAAAUAUGGGGGGUUGGGUUUUAAAGAUUUGCGUGCUUUUAAUCUAGCAAUGCUAGGGAAACAGCGUGGCGAAUGUUGA
Molecule: messenger RNA, 963 nt
Organism: Ipomoea nil (Japanese morning glory)
Lineage: Eukaryota; Viridiplantae; Streptophyta; Magnoliopsida; Solanales; Convolvulaceae
Exons: 3
Coding region: 1-963 (320 amino acids)
Source: RefSeq, a predicted model, not a curated record